AUGGCCGGGAAAUCGGGGCAGGAAGGCAAGGACAAAUCGACGAGAAAAGGGAAGCUACCUGUAAAGCCUACUCGAGGCAUUUCACGGCAGCAUGUCCCGAGCCCUUGGCUAAGAAAUUCUGCAUCCGUGUCCCUUGAGCAGGAUGUUUCACCACCGUUGACGGCGGAAUAUAAGGGUCUCGAUGGGGAGGAAGAGGCAGACCCUCAUGACAGGGAAAUGGACAAGGACUACAUCCCCGUCGGUCCUGGACCAAUGCCGCGAGUGCCAAAGCUUCUCAAAGGUCCCCGGAAACGGCCCGCCAAGCGGCGUCCAUCACAACCUGUCCCCGGGGAUGCGGCAGAGACUUCGGUCAUCUCAGAUGCCGAAGAUACCCCAUUCCCCACGCGCUCCACGCCCCGGAAAGAGCUGGUACCAGCUCCUCUACCACCGGCUGCUCGACCGUCAAGGCCUGUCGCGGAAGCGAACCCAGAUAUCUGGAACAUCGACCCGCAAAGCAUAGCCAUACGCGGGAGACGCGCAUUUCCCGCUCGCCCAGGCAGCGUCUACUGCGAAGUCUGCUUCCGGGACGAGGUUGCUCGGUGGGUCAGGUUCCGAGACAACAUAGUCAAGAUCCUGCACUUGUUGGGAGGUGACUCCGCGCUACAGGAGAUGUGUGACCUGUGGCAGGAAGUUAAAGACGCUGAGAAAGGUGUGAUCCACGAGGAGGUGGUGCGGCAGACCGAAAACGGUUCAAGAAGAAGGCUAAGGAGCCCGCCGCCACCUCCAGAGCGCGUGCCGGCUGCUGGUGUUACGUCUGACGAGGGCGACCGCCCAGUUGGCAAACAAGCUCAGCCAGAAGGGGGCAGGAUAUCGGCCAAGAAAUUCAUCAUUGUGUCCGAUCAUGCCCCGCCCACGGCAGCUCCCCAUUUCUACGAGUACCCGUCUGAUGUUGUUGGACUUGUGCUGCUUCGCGUCUUGACUGAGCGGCCCAGGUCGAACCUCAACGAGGCGCAGAGGAAGGAGGUAAAGGAUCUCCUGGCUAAUUCGCGGGAAGAGAUCGGGAUGGAUGUCAAGCUCUUCGACAACCUGACGUCGUACUGUAAAUGGGUACUCGUGCACGGGAGAACGACACAGCCGAAAGCUGAUAUCUCGGGGCAAUCGGACCCUCAUCGAUGGUGGUGGGAGUUUGACGACACACUGCAGCUUGCCUACCAAGGGCUCCCAACCGCGCCGCAAUCGCCAUCCUUCUUCGCGGAAGCCUUGGCGAGGAAGGCUGGAGACGCCGCCAUCGCCAGACCGACCGCAAGGGAGGCUGCCACGGCUCGUGACGGCGCACCACUACAACACGGAACCGAGCGUCUCGCUCAACUCCAGAAGACGCUUGGGAUGGCUAUGCCGGACAAGCUCUUCCUGAAAUCCAUCGGCGACCGAAUCGCGCAAGCCAAAUCGGACAUAGAGAACAGCAUCCAAACAACCACCAUUGACAAUAAAAGCAACAACAACAACAACAACAACAACAACAACAACAACAACAACAACAACAACAACAAGCGCCCUAGCCCUCCGGAAAACCAAGACGCAUCCCACCUUCCACGCCGCAAACGUCUCAAACCCAACAAUCACUCUUCUUCUUCUUCUGGGGCUGCAAGAACAGCAGCAACUCCCCAACCCCGCAACGCGCCCAACAACAAACCUCUCCUUCACCUCCCCUGCCAGAACUGCGCCGAAUCCCUCGCCUUCCACCACUACCGCCGGUGCCGCCCUUACUCUGCCACAUACGACGACGACGACGACAACGACGGCGAAGGAGGGGGAGGCAAGCCGUGGAUCAAGCCGCUGAUGUGGACGUUCCACCUCGAUCGGGAGGCUGCCGCACGCCGCGUGAGGUCGGUGGACGAGUUUGUUGCCUUUGUGGAGGCGGCCGAUGUCGGUGGUAGUGGUAGUGGUAGCGGGAUUGGGCCUACUACUAGUAGUAGUACUACCAGUGCUGUGGGAGACCGGUCACAAUCCGAACUCAGGGGGCGGCAAGGAGAAGGGGAGGUGCCGGGCAUGAUGAUGAUGAAGGUCAUGGUGGAUAUCACUGCUGGCGAGACCAGGGUGGUAAUAGUUGAAAUGAUAAAGGGGUUUUUUGAUGUUCUCUGUGGCCGGAUCGGUCAAGACACGGGCCCUACGGGUAGUGGCCCUGGUGAUGGUGAAGGUGAGGAAGGGAGCAGAAGUAAGAGGAAAGUGCGGUUUGAGCCAGGCCCGGUUGUGAUGCGGCGUGUUGGGCCGGCCAGGCCGGUGGGGAUGUGGGAGACGUGGAGGAGCGGGCGGCUAGAGGGCUACCGGUUGAUCUGA
Molecule: messenger RNA, 2316 nt
Organism: Chaetomium strumarium
Lineage: Eukaryota; Fungi; Ascomycota; Sordariomycetes; Sordariales; Chaetomiaceae
Exons: 3
Coding region: 1-2316 (771 amino acids)
Source: RefSeq, a predicted model, not a curated record